Messenger RNA from Choloepus didactylus (southern two-toed sloth), 957 nucleotides. Its product is annotated as olfactory receptor 13C7-like. Gene Ontology annotation, biological process: G protein-coupled receptor signaling pathway. Lineage: Eukaryota; Metazoa; Chordata; Mammalia; Pilosa; Megalonychidae. The record is from RefSeq and is a predicted model, not a curated record. The transcript has a single exon. Gene Ontology annotation, molecular function: olfactory receptor activity; G protein-coupled receptor activity. Gene Ontology annotation, cellular component: membrane. Bases 1 to 957 code for a protein of 318 amino acids.
AUGGUAAGAUCCAAUCAGACCUCACCUGUCAUUGGAUUCGUUCUUCUGGGACUGUCAGCCCACCCAAAGCUGGAGAAAACGUUCUUUGUGCUCAUCCUGCUGAUGUACCUGGUGAUCCUGCUGGGCAAUGGGGUCCUCAUCCUGGUAACCCUCAUUGACUCCCGCCUGCACACACCCAUGUACUUCUUCCUGGGGAACCUCUCUUUCCUGGACAUCUGCUACACAUCUUCUUCAGUCCCCCUCAUUCUAGAUAGCUUCCUCACUCCCAGGAAAACCAUCCCCUUCUCAGCUUGUGCUGUGCAGAUGUUUCUCUCCUUUGCCAUGGGAGCCACAGAAUGUGUGCUCCUGGGCAUGAUGGCCUUUGAUCGCUAUGUGGCCAUCUGCAACCCCCUUAGAUACCCUGUGGUCAUGAGCAAGGCUGCCUACAUGCCCAUGGCUGCUGGCUCCUGGGCAGCUGGAAUCACCAACUCUGUAGUGCAGACAUCCCAGGCAAUGCGACUGCCCUUCUGUGGCGACAACAUCAUCAACCACUUCACCUGUGAGAUCCUGGCUGUCCUGAAGUUGGCCUGUGCUGACAUCUCUAUCAAUGUGAUCAGCAUGGUUGUGGCCAACAUGAUCUUCCUUGCAAUCCCAGUCCUGUUUAUUUUUGUCUCCUAUGUCUUUAUCCUCACCACCAUCCUCAGGAUUCCCUCAGCUGAGGGGCGGCAAAAGGCCUUCUCUACCUGCUCUGCCCACCUCACCGUGGUGGUUGUCUUCUACGGGACCAUCCUCUUCAUGUACGGAAAGCCCAAGUCUAAGGACCCACUGGGAGCUGACAAACAGGACCUUUCAGACAAGCUCAUCUCACUUUUCUAUGGGGUGCUGACCCCCAUGCUCAACCCCAUCAUCUACAGCCUGAGGAACAAGGAUGUGAAGGCCGCUGUGAGGAACCUGGUGGCUCAGAGAACAGUUAACUGA